UCUCUUAUACUCUUAGACCGCAGUGGCUCUAGCCACCUAAAUACUGCCACAAACAGAUCAGUCAGAGUUUAGGACCCAGAGCCCUGUUUUAGACUUAGGGGAUGUGACAGCUGACUGAAAAUCAAUGGAGUGUGAUCUACCGAGCAUCACAACGAGGGCAAGAUAAGGCUAGAAAGGUGCUGCCUUGCCUUGCAGACUCAGCUGUCCGCCUUGGUUUUCAACUAGAUUGUUUUAGUCCCCUACUAAGAUGAGACCGAUUUGCUUCCGAAAACAGAAGAUCAGAUUUGAAGGAGAAGCCACUACGGUGCCCAUGCUGUCCCUGGUGCUCUUUGCUCUGUGUCUGAGCCACUCAGACGUGGAUGCCUUCAGCUCAAUCGCUGAAAACGAGGAUGCGCUCCUCAGGCACUUAUUUGAAGGCUAUCAGAAAUGGAUCCGUCCUGUGGAAAACUCCAAUGACACCAUCAAAGUCUUCUUUGGAUUAAAGAUAUCGCAGCUUGUGGAUGUGGAUGAGAAGAAUCAGCUGAUGACAACCAAUGUGUGGCUGAAACAGGAAUGGAUGGACCACAAGCUCUCCUGGAAUCCAGAGGAAUACGGUGGGAUCACUGCUAUCCGUGUCCCCUCUGAGUCUCUGUGGCUUCCUGACAUUGUUUUGUUUGAAAAUGCUGAUGGACGUUUUGAAGGAUCCCUGAUGACCAAAGCCGUGGUGAAGUACAAUGGAGUGGUGACCUGGACACCACCGGCCAGUUACAAGAGCUCCUGCACAAUGGACGUGACCUUCUUCCCCUUCGACAGGCAGAACUGCUCCAUGAAGUUUGGGUCGUGGACGUAUGAUGGCAAUAUGGUGGAUUUGAUUUUAGUGGAUGAAAACGUAGAUAGGACAGACUUCUUUGAUAAUGGGGAGUGGGAGAUCUUAAAUGCCAAAGGUAUGAAAGGCAACAGGAAGGAUGGGCUGUACUCUUACCCGUUUGUCACUUACUCCUUUGUGUUGAGACGCCUUCCCCUGUUCUAUACUCUUUUCUUAAUAAUUCCUUGCCUGGGAUUGUCUUUUCUAACUGUCCUGGUGUUUUACCUACCGUCAGAUGAAGGCGAAAAACUUUCACUGUCUACGUCAGUUCUAGUUUCCCUCACUGUUUUCCUUUUAGUGAUUGAGGAAAUAAUCCCUUCUUCUUCCAAAGUCAUCCCCCUGAUCGGUGAGUAUCUGCUCUUCAUCAUGAUUUUUGUGACCCUCUCCAUCAUCGUGACUGUGUUUGUCAUCAACGUCCACCACCGAUCCUCAGCAACUUACCAUCCCAUGGCUCCCUGGGUUAAAAGACUCUUUCUCCAGAAGUUACCUCGGCUGCUCUGCAUGAAGGGCCACGUAGAUCGCUACUCCUUCUCUGAAGCUGAAGAAAAGGGAAGCACUUUGAAAUCAAAGUUUCUGGGGAAGCAGAAACACGGGCAAGCAAAAGACAGAGAAAAAAUUGUCGUUGCUUUCCUGGAAAAGGCCACCGACUCCAUUCGGUACAUUUCCAGGCACGUUAAAAAGGAGCAUUUCAUCAGACAGGUUGUACAAGACUGGAAGUUUGUAGCUCAAGUCCUGGACCGGAUUUUCCUGUGGUUAUUUCUGGUGGUGUCAGUGACGGGUUCAGUUCUCAUCUUUACACCUGCAUUACGGAUAUGGUUGAACAAUGCUUUGUAGAAAAUCCUCCCACAGUAGCAUACAACAAGUACAAUGCCAAGGGACGGUGGUGCCUUUGAGUUUAGUCUGUGUUGUACAGGAGAGGAAGCAAUAGCAAGAAUGAGGGAAGGUGAUGUUUGAUUGUGAGCAUUGACCAGUGCUUUCAAUCUUCAUAUAACUCUACCAGUUACAGAUUUUGCUGAAAUCGGAGAAGGGGCUGGGUGCACAGCCAAGUCCUAAAGUAAACUGGAGUUGCACAUUUGGGUUAUAAUUAUUUUGUUGAUAGCUUGGUUAUAUUACAAUAAAAGAUAAGAUUAUUAGUUAAAAUUGGAAAUAGUAGUUCUCGCACAGUGAUCAUACUUGAAAGGCAGAUCUGCCAGUUAAAAUGCUACUUUAUAACAGAAGUUACAGUAGGAACACAAAUCUGUACUCAGUUAUCUAUGUUUCCAAGUAAAACCCACAAAAUCUCUACAGGUUACUUUAUGCACAUGUCAGAACUGAUAAUUGCAUAGCAUGUGCAUCAGAAAAAGUACAAAUACUUUUUAGAGGGGAUGUUCAAAACCUUGGUUCUCUGGCCUUACCUUGCAGCAGGAUCAGCUCAACAGUGGCAGAACCUGCAUUCUGCCCAGCCUUCAUGGCAUGCACACCUCAUCUCUCAUCUCAGCCAUCAGGUGUUACUAGGUGUUACCCACUGUUCUGUAUUAUUUGCAAUUUUGCUUGCUGCUCAACCAGAAGGCUGAACAAGUGAGGGUUUUCCCUAUGUUCCACGCUUAGAAACUAUGAUUCUCUCACCUGCUAGUUCACAAGACAAGUGGAAGAUCACCUGAAGCAUACGGCUUGGAGGAACGUGGUUCUGCUGCUCCUUAAGGCAACAGUGAUGCUCCUGAACAGUUUGUUUGGGGGGGAAGCUGCGAACAUUGUUUUUGGCAAAUGAAACUUGUGGUUGCUGCAGGAGUGGAGUUUCUCCUGAGUGCUAUGGGGUGGGCUGGUUACCAGGAGGAUACAUCUUUGGAUGUUGGCUUGUUCAUGUUUCCCAGGCAAUUCAGAAUUUUAUUCCUUUGAUUCAUCUUUAUGGGAUCCUCCUGCAUAAUUAGAAACAGCUCUUAAUUGUAAGUGAGAUGUGACAGAAAACACACAAGUGAAACUCUUGAACACACAGGUGAAGCUCUCACCACUUUUGCUAGGGCAGUGUUUUCCAACAUGGAGUGCUGUAGAAAAUCCUAUUCAGAACUUGCAAAUGUUUUCAAGGCUAGCAAGGGGUUGGAGAUCCAGUUUUUGACUAAAUGUAUGUAAAAGCUUUAGGUAGCCUUGAAACUGUCUCCCCAGGGAUGCAGGUGAGAAAGUAUUAAAAAUACAUAGAGGUAUUCUUGUGCUUAGGUUUUGCAUGAACACCAGACCUCUGUAAACUAAUAUAAUCCUAUCUCAUUGUGUCA
Corapipo altera (White-ruffed manakin) is the source of this 3090-nucleotide messenger RNA. RefSeq names its product cholinergic receptor nicotinic beta 3 subunit (gene CHRNB3). Lineage: Eukaryota; Metazoa; Chordata; Aves; Passeriformes; Pipridae. Bases 248 to 1678 code for a protein of 476 amino acids. Gene Ontology annotation, cellular component: synapse; postsynaptic membrane; neuron projection. Gene Ontology annotation, molecular function: acetylcholine-gated monoatomic cation-selective channel activity; transmembrane signaling receptor activity. The record is from RefSeq and is a predicted model, not a curated record. The transcript has 6 exons. Gene Ontology annotation, biological process: monoatomic ion transmembrane transport; chemical synaptic transmission; nervous system process.